AUGGGUUGCAUUCAAUCCAUUAAGCGGCGGAAGUUAACGCCGCCGUGGGGGCCGUCCAAGUUGAAGGCUGAGAAUGUGCAUAACGUCAGUAGUAGUAAUAAGAAAGGUGGCAGCCAUUAUCAAAGUCAUGAUCAAGUGAAGCCUUUGGAGGAGAUUAUUAUUAAUGAUGACGACAAGAAGGGGAGUAAUAAUGGUCGGCCCGACGCCGCCGCCGUUGUCGGGAAGGACGUCGGCCGUGGUGGAGUGAGCAAGUCUCAGAGGGUUGUGUUGAAGAAGAUCGGAGGGGAGGAUUAUGUUGGUGGAUGGCCAAAGUGGCUUGUGGACAAUAUCCCAAAAGAUGUGUUGGCCAGUUUGGUUUUGUAUCCCUCCCAAUUGCGGUUUGUUGAAUGCAAGAUUGGUCACGGGACCUAUAGCAACGUCUACAAAGCUCGGGACAGGGACACCGGCAAGAUCGUCGCCCUGAAGAAAGUCAGGUUCGACACGUCGGAGCCAGAGAGCAUCAAGUUCAUGGCCAGAGAGAUCACGGUGCUUCAGAAACUGGACCAUCCAAACAUCAUCAAGCUCGAAGGAAUCGCGACUUCGAGGAUGCAGUACAGUCUGUACCUCGUCUUCGACUACAUGUUAGACAUCAAGGGAUCCAACUUGUUGAUAGACAGAGAUGGGACGCUGAAGAUUGCUGAUUUUGGGCUGGCUAAAUUCUUCGUUCCUAAACCUAAGAGGCCGCUCACUACGAGGGUUGUUACUCUGUGGUACAGAGCUCCGGAGCUGCUGUUGGGAGCAACGGAUUAUGGCGUUGGGAUUGAUCUGUGGAGCGUUGGUUGCUUGCUGGCUGAGAUGUUCGUCGGUAGGCCCAUUAUGCCUGGCAGGACUGAGGUUGAGCAAAUCCACAGGAUAUUCAAGCUGUGUGGGUCGCCGGCAGAGGAUUACUGGAAGAUCAUGAGGCUUCCGACGAGCUUCCGGCCGCAGCAGCACUACAAACCGACCAUCAAAGAAGCCUUCAAGGACCUCCCAGCUUCCUCCAUCACCCUCCUCUCCACUCUUCUCUCUCUCAAUCCUUCCUAUCGUGGCACUGCCACUUCUGCCCUCCAGAGCCAGUUCUUCACUACAAAUCCAUUGGCAUGCGAGCUCUCUGGUUUACCAGUCAUCCAGAAGCCAGAGGAUGAAGCAGCCAAGUCCAAUACUCGCAAGAAGCGCAAGAAACCAAAGAAGCAAGCCGCCACCCAACAAGCUAGUGAAGGUAGCAAGAAGCAAACUGGUUUCCAGGCAAAAGACGACUUGGAUCCAUCUCCCAAAGAGCUGGAGAAGAUCUCAGAGGAAGAAAGCACAACGAACAGCCAAGACACAGCUACAACAAUAAGCAUAUUCAGCCAGGAAGCAGGAGGGGGGAAUAGCACCAGCAGUAGCGCUUCUUCCAGCAUGAAACCAGUGAGAGAGGAAGAACAGCAGCAGCAGCAGCAGCCGCCGCCAACGAUGAACAAGCUCGCCGGACGCAUCCACCCUUCUUUUUCUCCGGUGGGGCUCCCACAGCUUCAGGACCGGUCAGCACUACGAACCGAGGCGCACCCCAGUGCCUCCAAGAACAUCCAGCACUAUCGCCGGUCGACCCUCGACUUCUCUGCUCUUGAUCCUGACAAGAUCUCCAAGCUCUUUGGGCUCGACGAUGAUCGUUGA
Molecule: messenger RNA, 1671 nt
Organism: Linum tenue
Lineage: Eukaryota; Viridiplantae; Streptophyta; Magnoliopsida; Malpighiales; Linaceae
Source: the annotation of a GenBank genome assembly